Cylicostephanus goldi is the source of this 498-nucleotide messenger RNA. Lineage: Eukaryota; Metazoa; Nematoda; Chromadorea; Rhabditida; Strongylidae. The record is from the annotation of a GenBank genome assembly.
AAAUUUGAUUUCCACACUGCUUCGAAAAGUCUCGUUCCCGUCGGAAUCUGCGUUGCUGAGCCUGUAUGUAUGGUCGUCACGUGGUGCUUUUCUUUACAUUAUUUCGUUUCCUGGUAUCUACAAAUAGCAUUUGUUCUGGUCAUGUGCACAUUAUUCUGGUCACUUUACAAGAUUGUAUUUUCUAAUCCCGGUGUUAUCGAGCCAAAAGAAGACGCACGAACUCAAUUUGUGAACAUGCUUGAGCACUGUGAACGCGUUAAUUACUGCUUCACAUGUUGGGUCAACAAACCAAAACGAGCGAAACAUUGCAGUGUUUGUGACAGAUGCGUUAUGGAUUUUGACCACCAUUGUCCUUGGCUUCAUCAGUGUAUAACGAUUCGGAAUCUCCGCAUGUUCCUUUUGUUUGUCGCAUGUGUGGCUAUAUCUGCAGGAAUUUUUUCUUACGCAUGCGGCCACCUCAUAUAUACGAGAAUUGAGAGAAUAAAUCCAGGUUCGUGA